This is a messenger RNA of Rhopalosiphum padi (bird cherry-oat aphid), 1509 nucleotides long. RefSeq lists its product as uncharacterized. Bases 946 to 1440 code for a protein of 164 amino acids. Lineage: Eukaryota; Metazoa; Arthropoda; Insecta; Hemiptera; Aphididae. The transcript is spliced from 4 exons. The record is from RefSeq and is a predicted model, not a curated record.
AUAAUGAACUUUAAAUAAAAACAUUAACGAACACGUUUCGAAAAAUACUGUCAAUUCUCAGAACUAUGAUUAAUUUGAGAUAUUUGCACAUUAUAUACUAAAAAAUAUGAAAUCUGUAUAUCUGUAAAUAAGAAUAGUUAUUAUUGCUAAAUGCCAAAAUAUAUUAAAUAGAUAAAAACAUCCUGGGUUUGAAGAUUAUAGUAAUGAUGUCGUGGUCGUGUAAUGAACUUUAUAAAAAAACCGGUUAUUAUUGUUAAAUAUAUUAAAUAGGUAAAAAACUCUAGGUUUAAAGAUUAUAUAGUGACGAGGUCGUAGUCGUAUAAUGAACUUUAAAUAAAAACAUUGACCAACACGUUUCGAAAAUACUGUCAAUUCUCAGAACUAUUAUUAAUUUGAAAUAUUUGUACAUUAUAUACUAAAAAAAAAAAAAUGAAAUCUGUAUAUCUGCAAAUAAGAACCUGUUAUUAUUGUUAAAUGUCAAAAUAUAGUAAAUAGGUAAAAAAACCCUGGGUUUAAAGAUUAUAUAGUGGCGAGGUCGUAGUCGUAUAAUGAACUUUAAAUAAAAACAGUCGAACACGUUUCGAAAAUACUGGCAAUUCUCAGAACUAUUAUUAAUUUGAGUUAUUUACAUAUUAUAUAUUAAACUAUGAAAUCUGCUUAUCUGUAAAUAAGAAAAGGUUAUUAUUGAUUAAUGUAUUAAAUAGGUAAAAAAAAAAAGAAAUCUGGUUUUGAAGAAUGUAAUAACGAGGGUGAGGUCGUAUAAUGAACUCAGACUACUUGUGACCGGGGAGAGAACACAUAUAUAAGGAAGCCUUUUGAUAUAACUUUUUCAGUCUACUUCAACGAGUCUACAGCGAGUCCAUGUUUUUAUACAAAUAGUUUUCUAUUUUUUUAUUAAAUUAAAAUACUUUUCUAAGUACUUCUAAGUACUUCUCAUUCUAAAUAAUGUCGGUCAAUUCAUUUAGGAGUGAUGAUGAAGAAUCCUUUGCUGUAAGCGAUGUGGAUAUGAUAGAAGCGCAAGAUAGAAAAACUGGAACAAAACCGGGUGGUCAAAAGAGGGUAUGUGAGAAAAAAAAUAAUGGAAAAAAAUCGAAAAAAAAUGUUUCUUAUCGAGAUAAAAUUGGGAAAAUGAUGAAAGAUCACAAAAUUGCACUCGAAGUCAGAAAUUCAAUGAGCAUUCGGCAAGACGAUGGGAUUUUAAUUGUAAAGGCACCUGCUGACGAAAAAUCGACUGACUAUUGGACGUUGUCGCAUUAUAAAACAAAAAACAUUGAGCAUGUUGAUUCUAAGGACAGAUGGAAACAUGCUGAGUGUUCGAUGAAACUUUCAAUAACCGAUCAGGCAAAGGACCAAGCCAUAUCGAGUGAACUAAAUGAAUUGGUUCAAACACUUUUCGACCGAUUUAUGAAGGAUUCAAAGAAAAAAAUUACACGUAUUUGAUAUGUAAUAAACUAUGUUUAUAAUAGUGGUGGAAAUCAUUUAAUAAAUAAUAAAACUUUAAUUACAAUA